AUGUGUUACUAUGGCAACUACUAUGGAGGCCUGGGUUAUGGCUAUGGUGGGUAUGGUGGCUGGAGUUUCUAUGGUGGCUAUGGUGGCUGUGGUCUCUGUGGUGGCUAUGGUUGCAGGUGCUGCUGCCCACUGUGCUAUGGAAAGUACUGGUCCUAUGGCUUCUACUGA
Nannospalax galili (Upper Galilee mountains blind mole rat) is the source of this 168-nucleotide messenger RNA. RefSeq names its product keratin-associated protein 20-2-like. Bases 1 to 168 code for a protein of 55 amino acids. The transcript has a single exon. The record is from RefSeq and is a predicted model, not a curated record. NCBI's taxonomy places the organism in Eukaryota, Metazoa, Chordata, Mammalia, Rodentia, Spalacidae.